UCUCGCGAGGGCGAACGUCAUCAGUCCUCGUGACAGUGCGCGAAGAUGGUGCACAAAUAUGCUGCCAGCUUAGUGAUCACGUAUACGUGAUAGUGUGAUAUUUGUUUUUGGCGGUCAAAUUUAAAACCUUUCGAAAAAUCCAAUAUCUAAAAUAUUAUAUUUUUCGUGGUGGAAUGUGUAUAUGCGAUCUCGACAUGAACACAAUUCGAUAUCUCAUUUAUUUUCAAUAUCUCGGUACCAGAUAUAGCGGUGUGAUGAAGGCUCCUUCUUUCCAACCAGUCCAAGGGGUUCAGAAUCAUUUGGAGAAUGCAGUACGGAAGUUGAAGCCAAUCAAUGAGGUGUCCUUUUGCAUAUCCAGUCGGACUGACACAGGAGUCCAUGCACUUUGUAACUCUGCACAUUUGGACAUUCAGCGAAAGCCUGGCAAGCCCCCACUCACAGGGCAGGUCCUAACAAGAGCACUUAAUUUUUACCUUAAGCCUGAACCUAUUAGCAUUAUAAGAGCAAUCCAAGUGCCAGAUACAUUCCACGCACGACAUUCUGCCAUUUCAAGAACAUAUGUUUAUCGCUUAGCCACAAAAGUCAGUCAUCAUACUCAAUUGCCCAUGACAGACAAGAACCUCUGCUGGUCCUUAUCAGACAUGGAACUGGAUGUCAAAGCUAUGAAGGAUGCCAGUACCUUGCUGCUUGGUACUCAUGACUUUAGUUCCUUUCGUGCACUCAGCUCUGAUGCCUCCUUCAAGAAUCCUGUAAAAACACUGCUUUGUGCACAAAUUGAACUGAGCCCAGGGUCCUUCUCUCAGAAGCACUUCCACAGGGAUGUACAGUACUGGGAACUUACUUUCAAAAGUAGAUCUUUCUUAUACAAGCAGGUUCGUAGAAUGACUGGAGCAUUAGUGGCUGUUGGACAAGGAAAACUCUCUGUCUCAGACCUCCAGGCAUUGCUAGAGGCCAAGGACUCUCGGGCUUAUCCUCAAAAUAUAGCUGCCCCUCCUGAUGGCCUUUUUCUAACCAAUGUGGAAUACAGGCAGUCAGAUUUAAUUUAAUUUCUGAAAGAUCCUUCGGAGUGAUGAGAGGAGUGCAUAAGUGAAUUAAAAUGUGCUUUGAUAUACUUUUCCCCUAUUGUUAUCCUUACUUUAGUACAUUUAUAUAUCAGUAGGUGAGCAUGUGCAAUUUUAUUUGACAGAAAAUGCUACAAGAAUUUCUAAAUUCAGUAAAAAUUUAGAAAUGUGCAAAAUGUGCUCACCACUCCGAACUCAGCUGGCUAUAUUUAAAUCAGAAAAAAUAUGGCAAUUUUACGAAGACCUGGGAAGGCGUGGUGACGAUUUACUACAAAAUUGUAAUUCUUAGUAAACUAGUUUUACAUGGUCUGUAAAGAAUGCUGAAAUGAUUGGAAAUCAUUGUUUGAAUAAUGACUAGCUCAUUUUGCUGAUUAAUGGAGUUUUCAGCUUUUACGGUACUUGGGUUUUUUUAGUUUGUUUUUUGAAAAUUAGACUGUAAACCACAUGAAAUACUUUCUGCAGUGUUCUUGCUAUGAAAAGUAUUCCUUGCUAAGUUUUGCACAGUUUAGUAGUACUGGAUGAUACUGGAAAAAAGGAGCUGAAAAUGUAUGCAAAAUAAAUUACAGCCAAAUAGAACCUAAUACUGUCAAAUAAUUUGUGGUGUUUCCAUGAGUUAUGCUCAUGCAUUUUCAUAUUAUGUAUUUAUAUUAUCUCGUCUCAUUGCAGUCUAACAUAUCCUAUAUAGUAGACAAAUGUCUUUUUCUGACCAGUUCUUGUUCAAUUUGUCUCUCAUUUUUAUUAAAUUUCUCUCACCAUGUCACACUUUCGGAAUAAGUCUGACAGCAAGAAUGAAAAUGAUUGAUUGACUUGGAAAGCACUUGUAGAGGUAAUAGAAUAUAAGUGGUAAACUGUACACGUUUUUGUCUUGUAUUGAAUUUUAUUAAAUUCCAACAUUAAAAAAGAGAAUAUAAA
This is a messenger RNA of Paramormyrops kingsleyae, 1973 nucleotides long. The record is from RefSeq and is a predicted model, not a curated record. Lineage: Eukaryota; Metazoa; Chordata; Actinopteri; Osteoglossiformes; Mormyridae.